AUGGAAUCUCUGUGCCAAGACCUGAAGUUCACAGUCCAAGAAACCUCUCUCGUUUUCCCAUCUCACGGGACCAAAAAGACGAUGUUCUUGUCUAACGUCGAUCAAGUUCUCAACUUUGAUGUCCAAACGCUGCAUUUCUUCCGACCCAGCAAGGAUUUUCCGCCGGAGAUCGUGUCGGAGAUGCUGAAAGACGGGGUGGGAAGAGCAAUGGAGAGCUACGAGUUCGUGGCCGGGAGAUUACGCACUAACCCUAGCUCGGGACGGCUAGAAGUCGAGUGUAACGGGGCGGGGGCCGGGUUCGUGAGGGCGAGGAGUGAGUGUACGUUGGACGAACUCGGGGACUUGGUUUAUCCAAACCCGGCAUUUGCGAAUCUGGUCACAAGUCGUUUGGAGAAUUUGCCCGAAGAUGAUCAACCUAUAUGUACCUUUCAGAUAACGUCGUUCAAGUGCGGUGGAUUUGUCAUGGGAGUGUCCACAAACCAUGCAGCGUUCGACGGAUUAAGUUUCAGAAACUUUCUUGGGAACUUAGCCUCUCUAAUCUCAAACAAUUCUCUAUCGGUCACGCCUUGCAACGAUCGCCGCCUUCUUCAAGCUCGGUCUCCACCGCAAGUCACGUUCACUCACCACGAGCUCGUUCAGAUCCAAGAUUCCACCUCGCAAGUCUUCGAAGCCACUUCACAAGAUUUGGACAUCGAGAUACUGAAGCUUGGAUCCCGAGAAAUCGAUAAGCUGAAAGAGAAAGCGGGCCGGGGAGAGAGCAGUUGUGUCCGAAUCACGAGCUUUAACGUCGUCACUGCCCUUAUAUGGAAGUGUAAGGCGCUCUCUGUCCCUGUCGGAACGGAUCGAGAUCCAAGAAACGAGGAUCUUGAUGAGAAGGAAUCGACGAUUCUUUACGCGGUUGACAUCAGGUCGAGGCUGAAUCCUCCUCUGCCGUUUUCUUACACGGGAAACGCUGUGUUAACCGCGUACGCAAGGGCCAAACGCAAGGAACUGCUUCGAGAACCGUUCUGGAGAAUCGUGGAGAAGGUCGAGGGAGGUGCGAAGAGGAUGACGGACGAGUACGCAAGGUCUGUGAUCGACUGGGGAGAGAUGCACAAGGGGUUUCCGCACGGCGAAGUGUUGGUCUCGUCGUGGUGGAAACUAGGGUUUGCUGACGUGGAAUUUCCUUGGGGGAGACCAAAGUAUAGUUGCCCUGUCGUGUAUCACAGGAAAGACAUCAUCUUGUUCUUACCCGACAUCGAUCCAUCGAGCAAAGGCGUUAAUGUCUUGGUUGCCUUGCCUCCCAAGGAAAUGGAAAUUUUUCAAGCCUUGUUUCAAGAGUUCUUGGCUUGAA
Messenger RNA from Tarenaya hassleriana, 1333 nucleotides. RefSeq names its product omega-hydroxypalmitate O-feruloyl transferase. NCBI's taxonomy places the organism in Eukaryota, Viridiplantae, Streptophyta, Magnoliopsida, Brassicales, Cleomaceae. Gene Ontology annotation, molecular function: acyltransferase activity, transferring groups other than amino-acyl groups. The record is from RefSeq and is a predicted model, not a curated record. The coding region runs from base 1 to 1332 and encodes 443 amino acids. The transcript has 2 exons.